This is a messenger RNA of Brachypodium distachyon (stiff brome), 2182 nucleotides long. Its product is annotated as tyrosyl-DNA phosphodiesterase 2. Gene Ontology annotation, molecular function: single-stranded DNA binding; 5'-tyrosyl-DNA phosphodiesterase activity. Gene Ontology annotation, biological process: double-strand break repair. The transcript is spliced from 4 exons. The record is from RefSeq and is a predicted model, not a curated record. NCBI's taxonomy places the organism in Eukaryota, Viridiplantae, Streptophyta, Magnoliopsida, Poales, Poaceae. The coding region runs from base 31 to 1281 and encodes 416 amino acids. Gene Ontology annotation, cellular component: PML body; cytoplasm.
AAAGCUGUUGUUACAGUCUUGCAGAUCCAGAUGGCCACUCUCCUCUCCCUGUCGCCUCGCCUCUUCCUCCGCCGCCUCCUCCCAUCCAAAACCCUUUUCCUCCCAAGAACCUUCACGGUCAUCUCUCCAGCCAUGACCUCUCCUUCCCCUCCGCAUUUUCCCGUGAGGAUCCCUCCGCUGGAACUGGGAGCGUCGGGAUCGAGUGCCUCGUCCCAGUGCCACAGCGCCCUCUGCACACUGUCAAACCUUGGGAGCUCCGAUUCCUGCGACGCUGGCCUCGCCGCUGUUGCAGGCGCCUCGUUCCUCCCGCUCCACAGGUGUUCGAGAAAAAGGGGACGCUCGGCGUCCCCAGACGUCAUUCAGGUGUGCGCCGACGAGGGCGUGGGCUCGAAGGAAGGGCAUAAGGCGCCCGCCCAGAAAGGAGAUUCUGGGACUCAUGCCGAUAGGAAGACCAUAAAGAUCAUGACAUACAAUGUGUGGUUCAGGGAAGAUUUGGAACUGCAGAGAAGGAUGUAUGCUCUUGGAAAUCUUAUUCAGCACCACAGCCCAGAUCUUAUAUGCCUCCAGGAGGUUACACCAGACAUAUAUCUGCUUCUGCAAAAUUCUGACUGGUGGCGAGAAUACAAAUGCUCAUUGUCACGUGAGAUGGCUAUGGAGAGAGCAUAUUACUGCCUGCAGAUGAGCAAAUUGCCUGUGGCUUCUUUUGACUGCAUCCCAUUUUCUAACUCAAUAAUGGGAAGGGAGCUGUGCAUAGCAGAUGUCAACGAUGGUGGUGUGACCAUGGUGUUGGCUACAAGCCACCUAGAGAGCCCAUGCCCGGGGCCUCCUCGGUGGGAUCAGAUGUACAGCAAUGAACGAGUAGCUCAGGCAAAAGAAUCUCUCAAAAUCUUGGGGGUCCACCGCAAUGUAAUAUUUUGCGGGGAUAUGAACUGGGAUGACAAAGGAGAUGGACCCUUUCCUCUGCCAGAAGGCUGGGUUGAUGCUUGGGCUGAGCUGAAGCCAGGUGAAGAUGGCUGGACGUACGAUACAAAAGCUAACGCUAUGCUAUCAGGCAACAGCAAACUGCAGAAGAGGCUGGAUCGGUUCGUGUGCAAGUUGGCAGAUUUCAAGGUCGACAGCAUCGCGAUGAUUGGGAAGGAGGCUAUACCUGGUAUCUCAUACUUGAAGGUGAAGAAAGUCCGCGGGGUGGUUCGCGAGCUGGAACUACCUGUCCUACCCAGUGACCACUUUGGGCUUCUUUUGGAGAUUACCCAUCAGGCUGGAAGCACCUCGUCAGAGUGAUCCUGCGUUUACUCGAUCCCCGGGAUCAGGGGACGGAGGGUCGAUCCGUGAUCCCGGCAACCAUGGCUCGACAUCUGGGCAUCUUUUGUAUAGUAGCAUCGCAACUUGUGUGGGCCUCUUGUGUGUUUCAUGGAUGCUCAAGUAGUAUGUCUUAGGUAGAUGGAAAAUGCUAGGUCUGUGACCAUCCAAGUGCCCCCAAUUUUGUGAAGUUUGACAGAGGAGGCAUUCGUUUGUUAAGUCGCUGACAGAUAUUAUUCCCCUCUGGACUAGGUACGUUAUUUUGACCACUGAAAUUGUACAUUUGGAAUGCUUUGUGUCAACAGUCGAUUCUGCUCCGCUUGACUAUUUAUGUGGUCCAUCGCUUCAUGUUCUGUGAACAUCACGCAGUUAAGUUAAGCAUGAAGAUUCAGGGAAGUGUUACAAACAAGAAGUGUGAGGCAACGUGACAGGCGUCAUCUGAUCAGAAUGGUACUAGUUAGUCAUCAGUACAUCAGUUCUCCCUUGAUUUUAUAGCAGACUCAACACUGGUUCAAGCUUAAAACAAUUCUUGUGAAAACAAGGGUCAUCAGACGGUCAAGUGUUAAUUGUGUUCGUUCACACAGUCUGCUAAUCUACAAGCCAGACAGCCAGUGGUCCUGAUUUCUGCAUUCUGCUUCCCAUAAAUAUCUGGAGAUCUCAAUGUGCUUUUGCUGCGCGCGUUUGCGUCCGAGGAAUUAUAGACGUUUGUGGUCCAGCCUCAUCAACUUUCUCGCAGUCGCUCUCGCACCAGAUUCAGAUCGUUCAGAGUAAAUUAACUCCUGGUCGUCGACUUCGCAUAUACAAAUGUGUUGAUGGUAUGACUCUUAUUUGGAUAAUUUGUUGAUUUGAACAAAACAGAAAAUGAGAGAGGGACUCUCCGCGA